UAUUUUUGUUACGGAUGCUUUUACAUAAGCGAAUGUGUAAUCGAAAGUAUGGUAAGUUUGGAAGUUCGUUAAGAUGAUUUUAUUAGAAGCAAACGAGUUUGAAACCAACGUUCGCAUGUUAAGAACAAGUUUACAUGAUACGACACGAUUUUAUCUUAUUUCAACGCAGUCAAGAAUAAUAAUUAAACAAUGGAAUUUGAUCCGAUUCCUAAAAUACCUUCUGGAAAAGAAGCAAGCGUUCAAUUGCACGAGCUAGAUCACCAAGUUAAACAGCUUCAGAAGAGGAUGAUCCAAUACUGUCCAUUGGAUAAAUCACUGAACCAUCUUGAUCACGGAUAUCCCGAUAAACCAAUGACGAAUCAUAUUUAUUCAAAUCGUGUUCCGUUAAAUUCUACGGGCGAUGAGUUUGACGACGUUGAAGCUUACAAAAAGGAGAUUGAAAAGAUGAGGCGCCAGAAUAACAAAUUAGUCUUGGAAGCGGCGUAUUUGAAAAACGAAAACUCAACUUGUGAAAGACGACUGCGAGAAGAGGCCUUGCUUCGGGAGAGCUUACAAGAGGAACUACAACGUCUUGCAAGAACCGUCGAAUCGAACGAAAGAUAUUCCUCUCAUACGAAAGACGAAAAUUUUAAUCUAGUCAAUUCGCAUACUGAAAAUAUAAAAUUGCUUAAUGAACAGCUGCAAAUAUUUCAACAAGAUUAUGAGGAAGAGCGGCGGGAGUGUGAAAAAUUACGUGUACAUAACAAGGAAAUUGAAGCACAGCUGGAAGAAGCGAAGGAGACUUUAGAACGUCAACAAAAGAAGCUCCUCCUAUAUUCGCAAUUGUUUUCGAAUCCUAUACGAACACAUGUAAACCUUUCCACGUCAACACCGUAUCACCCAUCUUCAUCGAAGUCUUCUACGGCUCCAAGUUCACCUCAAUAUUCACCAAAAGAACACAAGCAGUCUUCUCAUAGACUGACGUCUAGACACCAUAAAUCUAACGAUCAUAUAGUAGAAGCUACAAUAUCAUCGUCUGAAGAUCAGCCUCGGCGAAAAUAUUCACAGCCGUUGACGUCGUUUAAUUAUGAGAGUUUUGAUUGGGACAACGAGAAGGAAUUUAUAUCAAAAGGUGUUCCUACCAGAAAGACGUUUACCUACCGUCUUUAAAAAAGAACGACGGAGAUAAUCUUAAAAUGGACUGGUUGUGAAUGGUAAUGCCUUCUUUUCUUUACAGAGGAAAAAACACCUGUGUGGAAGUGUUUCACUAUGACAUACACCAAGAAAUGGUGGGAAAAUCCUCAAUCAACCUAAGAAACAAUAAUAAAGUCGAGAAUUCAUAUAUAUAUUUAUAUAAAUAUAUAUAUAUAUAUAUAUUAAUUAUGUAUAGAAAUAAUGUAUAGUAGCUAUAGUAUGCAUAUAUGUUAUAUAUAUAUAAACAUGUUUAUAACGAAAGAGAAUUGCUAAAUUAUAA
Hydractinia symbiolongicarpus is the source of this 1453-nucleotide messenger RNA. RefSeq lists its product as uncharacterized. NCBI's taxonomy places the organism in Eukaryota, Metazoa, Cnidaria, Hydrozoa, Anthoathecata, Hydractiniidae. The record is from RefSeq and is a predicted model, not a curated record. The transcript has 7 exons. Bases 190 to 1149 code for a protein of 319 amino acids.